Molecule: messenger RNA, 2841 nt
Organism: Mustela erminea (ermine)
Lineage: Eukaryota; Metazoa; Chordata; Mammalia; Carnivora; Mustelidae
Gene: PBX4
Product: PBX homeobox 4
Exons: 8
Coding region: 1461-2573 (370 amino acids)
Biological process (GO): brain development; eye development; animal organ morphogenesis
Cellular component (GO): nucleus
Molecular function (GO): DNA-binding transcription factor activity, RNA polymerase II-specific; RNA polymerase II cis-regulatory region sequence-specific DNA binding
Source: RefSeq, a predicted model, not a curated record
ACACCUCCCCUAGAUAGGCUUUACAAUGGUGUACAGUAAGUCAGAUCUUUCUUGCUAUUCUUCAAGAUUUUUUCUUUUGGGCUAGGAAAUUGAAUAGUGGGGCAUUAUACAUGCAUGACAACGUGGUUGUUAGGUAGCUGUUCCCUGGUUUCUUUCUGAAGUAGAAAGACCCCUGGGGCUUUUAUUUUGAGACUUAGAUGCUUCAGAUCUCCCCCACUUCUUUGGAUAUAGCCCCAACAGUCAUCAAAGUCCAGACAACAGUCUGAACGCAAGACCCUAAAAGUCACUCAAGUCCAGCCAACAGUGUUGAGUCCUCAGGGGAAUCAUUUAACUCUACUCGGGAGCAAAUGGCUUGGGUGGGUCUUUCCUCAUAGUAAACUCUGCAGCCUGAUAGGUUAUCAGCCUGGGAGGGGAAGCAGAUUGUGUCUGUCAUCAACCAACUCGGUGAGGCUUUUACAAGUCUUUCUGACCCUGCUGUCUCUCUCAGUGUACCUGCUGAACCCUUCAUAGCCCCUGAAGUCAGUUUAGUUCAACUGUCUAGCAAGAAAGAAUUUUUCGUCUUGAAUGUGGGACCUUUCAAACUUGUUUUGUCACCAUAAGUGUGUUUAAAGAGGGAAAGCACAUCUACUCUCCUUAAAUCAGAAUUCUUACUUAACAACCUUUCUACAUGAUUUUGAAGGCAGCUCCAAGUGCUUGUGCAUUAUUUUUUUCAUAGCUGAAUAGUCUUAGAUUAGUGAACUCUAUAUUGUUUUUCCUUUGGGCUACGCAGUGGAGUUGUAAAGGACUUUGGAACACACCACCUUAGUUUAGAUUCAGCCCAAGUCAGCUGGAGACUUCCUAUCUAAGGGAUAACCAGUCUUCUUGAAUGAUCUUCUGACCUUCAGCUAUACCCUAAGCUCUUCAGGGAGGAGGUAUAGCUCUGCAUUUUCUGAUUUCAAACUGAUGAUGUGCUCAUUCAUAUCUUGUAUGAGAUGAGUAAGGCAGAAAAUUUUCUCUCAUUUGCCAAGGGUUGUCUGAAUUAUUUUGCAUGGCCUUGUUUUUUUAGAAUAAAUUUUAAAACAUUUUACAUUUUCUGUGUAGUUUGUUUCUUUUGCUUCUUUGGUUACCUUCGUGAGGGGUUUAUGAGGGUUAUUAGGCUAGGGUUGAGGGCCCUCUGUCAAGACUCUCAGGCUCCAAAGUUCUUCCCUCCUCCCAUGGUUCUUAACCAGUGUUUGGGUCAUAAAAAUCUGUUGUAAGCUCUGGGCCCACCCCCACUCCCCACUCGCAACAGUGCGGUCAUGUACUGUACCCUUGAGGAUCCUCAGAUCUCAGGUGCCCCCCCGCCCCCGGCCUGGAAGCUGCCUCUCAUCCAAGGCUGGGGGCUCAUUUUUUUGUCCAGUAAUAAGAUUUCAAAGAAAUCAGCAUGAAAACUCUAGAGCUGAGGGGUAAAUUUUGGAAACCUGAUUGAGAAAGGAAGCAGAAUGAUCACAGUAUCAUCUGGAGAUCCAUGCUCCAUACCUGAUGUUCUGGGAGAGCAGCUGAAGAGGACUGGUCUGUCUUCAAGUCGUUCUGCAUAUUGGAACGACAGAAAGCAUGCUUUGAGUUGCCAUCGGAUGAAGCCAGCUCUCUUCAGUGUGCUCUGUGAGAUCAAGGAAAAGACAGUGUUAAGCAUCCAUGGUGUUCAGGAGGAAGGUCCCCCCAGUGCUCAGCUCAUGAGGUUGGAUAACAUGCUGCUGGCCGAGGGUGUAUCCAGGCCGGAGAGGCGAGGAAGAGGAGGAUCGGCGGCAGCGGCGAGCACAGCAACACCAGGUGGCUGUCCAAAUGACAAUAGCCUUGAGCACUCUGACUACAGGGCCAAGCUGUCCCAGAUCCGACAGAUUUACCACUCUGAGCUAGAGAAAUAUGAACAGGCCUGCCGUGAGUUCACCACGCACGUCACCAACCUCCUCCGGGAGCAGAGCAGGAUGAGGCCUGUCUCGCCCAAGGAGAUUGAGCGCAUGGUCGGUGUCAUCCACAGCAAGUUCAAUGCCAUCCAGAUGCAGCUGAAGCAGAGCACCUGUGAGGCUGUGAUGACCCUGCGUUCACGGUUCCUCGAUGCCAGGCGCAAGCGGAGGAACUUCAGCAAGCAGGCCACGGAAGUGCUGAAUGAGUAUUUUUACUCCCAUCUGAGCAACCCUUACCCCAGUGAAGAAGCCAAAGAAGAGCUGGCCAGGAAGGGCGGCAUCACAGUCUCCCAGGUCUCCAACUGGUUCGGCAACAAAAGAAUCCGAUAUAAAAAGAAUAUGGGGAAGUUUCAAGAAGAAGCUACCAUUUAUACGACUAAAAUGGCAGUCGACACCACCAAAGUCGGGGGUCUGGGGAGCCAGGCUAGCUGCCCAUCAACACCCAGCUCGGGUUCCUCUGGUCCCUUCCCGCUGACCAGUGCUGGGGAUGCACUUAUCACCCUGCAGACCCUGACCUCUCUCCGCCCCACCCCUGCAGGAGGCGGCUUACGGUCCCAGGCCCGGGGUGGCUGGCAGGGAGCCGCACCCCCAGCAUCCACCACUUCGCCUGCUGGAGACCUCAGCAGCGUCAACUCAGAUGCAUCUAAUUAAGUUUUGGGGACCGGGUGGCCGGCCGUGGUUCACGAGCUCUCGAGUCUUUACUGCCCGUGCCGCUGAUUACCUCAAAAACCCAGAACUGCAGCAGGCGACGGGCGCCAUCCUUUGCUUGCCGCCUGGGAUCUGAAAUGGGCUGAGAUGCUGCUCAUUUUCUCAAUUCACUUUGGUUUUUUAAUAGUAAUUUUAUGCUAAGACUGUGAAUUGUUUCUUCUAGGACUUGUCACAAAUUCUCUCAUUAAAAUUUCGGACUUAUUUUCACGUC